Betta splendens (Siamese fighting fish) is the source of this 6259-nucleotide messenger RNA. It is a transcript of the gene vcpip1, whose product is annotated as valosin containing protein (p97)/p47 complex interacting protein 1. NCBI's taxonomy places the organism in Eukaryota, Metazoa, Chordata, Actinopteri, Anabantiformes, Osphronemidae. The record is from RefSeq and is a predicted model, not a curated record. The coding region runs from base 125 to 3871 and encodes 1248 amino acids. Gene Ontology annotation, biological process: Golgi reassembly; protein K11-linked deubiquitination; protein ubiquitination. Gene Ontology annotation, molecular function: cysteine-type deubiquitinase activity. The transcript is spliced from 3 exons.
AUCUACCCAGACUGCCAUGAUUCUGCUUUAUUGACUUCCUUACACAACAGAAACGUCACCGCUCGCGUUGCAUUCUGGUAAAUGAAGCCAAGUGAUCAAUAACGUUGCUAAUUGCAAUAUUUAAAUGACAUAUAUUUGGACGAGUAACAAAGUAUCUGCUUAUAAACACCUAAAAAUGAGAGAAAAAAGGACAAAAUGCAUUCGUUUAGAUUUUUUGUGUCAGUGUUUAAAGGCGAUCACGCCGCAGGACUACAAGUCCCACAACCUGACGUCAUUGCGUAGUUACGUUUGGCAGCGGUCAGUUGCUGAAGAAAAAAGCAGCCGCUUCCGUGUUGUUCUUGUUAUUUUGGUUAAUAACUGUCGCCACUGCCGUCGGAGCUCGUCGGACAGCGCGUCUCUGUCAUGGUUCUGUGAAGCCGAGAGACGGUCUCAGCUUUUCUCUGCCGAAAUGUCGCUGCUGCAGAGCUCAAAGAAAAGAGACAAGCGUAUCUUGUCUGGUACCUGCCCAGACCCGAAAUGUCAGGCGAGGCUCUUCUUCCCCGCGCACGGCUCCAUUAGCAUCGAGUGCACGGAGUGCGGCCAGCGGCACGAACAGAAGAACCUGCUCCGCGUGGAGGAGGUGACGGAUCCAGAUGUGGUGCUGCACAAUCUGCUCAGAAACGCGCUGCUCGGCGUCACCGGAGCCCCGAAGAAAGGCACGGAGCUGGUGAAGGUGAUGGGUCUGUCCAACUACCACUGCAAGCUGCUGUCUCCCGUCCUCACCCGCUACGGGAUGGACAAACAGAGCGGCAAAGCCAAGCUGCUGAGGGACAUGAACCAGGGCGACAUGUUCGACUGCUCGCUGCUGGGCGACCGAGCGUUCCUCAUCGAGCCCGACCACGUGUCCACCAUGGGCUACGGCAAGGACCGCUCCGGGAGCCUCCUGUACCUGCACGACACCCUGGAGGAGGUGAAGAAGGCCAACGGCCACAGAGAGUGCCUGAUCCCGGUGCACGUGGACGGCGACGGCCACUGCCUGGUCCACGCCGUGUCCAGGGCGCUGGUGGGCAGAGAACUGUUCUGGCACGCGCUGAGGGAGAACCUCAAGCAGAACUUCAAGCAGAACCUGGACCGCUACAAGGCCCUCUUUCAGGAUUUCAUCGAUGCCGCCGAGUGGGAGGACAUCAUCAACGAGUGCGACCCCCUGUUCGUCCCCCCUGAGGGCGUCCCGCUCGGGCUCCGCAACAUCCACAUAUUCGGCCUGGCCAACGUCCUGCACCGGCCCAUCAUCCUGCUGGACUCCCUGAGCGGAAUGAGGAGCUCCGGGGACUACUCCGCCACCUUCCUGCCGGGGCUGGUGCCCGAGGAGCGGUGCAGGGGCAAGGACGGGAAGCUCAACAAGCCCAUCUGCAUCGCCUGGAGCAGCUCUGGGCGCAACCACUACAUCCCUCUGGUUGGAAUCAAGAACACGGUGCUGCCCAAGCUCCCGCCGCGCCUGCUGCCGAAGGCCUGGGGCGUCCCCCAGGAGCUCAUCAGGAGCUACAUCCGACUGGAGGCGGACGGGAGCUGCGUGAUCGGCGGCGACCGCAGCCUGCAGGACAAAUACCUGAUGCGCCUGGUCAACGCCAUGGAGGAGGUGUUCAUGGAGAAGCACAACAUCCACCCUGCGCUGGUGGCCGACGUCCACCAGUACGUGUACCGGCGCACGGGGGUGAUCGGCAUCCAGCCCGAGGAGGUGACGGAGGCGGCCAAGAAGUCUGUGAUGGAGCACCGGCUGCACCGCUGCCUCAUCUGCGGAGCCCUGUCUGAGCUCCACGUGCCGUCGGAGUGGCUGCUUCCAGGAGGGAAGCUCUACAACUUGGCCAAGGCCACGCACGGACAACUGCGUCCGGACAAGAACUACAGCUUCCCCCUCAACAACGUGGUGUGUUCCUACGACCCCCAGAGAGACGUCCUCGUCCCAGACUAUAAACUCAGCUCUCUCAACACCUGCACCUGGUGCCACGGCACGUCGGUGCGCCACAUCCGCGGAAAUGGGUCGGUGGUUUACCUGGACGGGGACCGAACCAACACCCGCUCCCAGGGCGGGAAGUGCGGCUGUGGCUUUAAACAUUACUGGGAGGGCAAAGAGUACGACAACCUCCCCGAGGCCUUUCCCAUCACGCUGGAGUGGGGGGGGCGGGUGGUCAGGGAGACCGUGUACUGGUUCCAGUAUGAGACCGAGCCCACUUUGAACAGCAACGUGUAUGACGUGGCCAUGAAGCUGGUCACCAAGCACUUCCCUGGAGAGUUUGGCAGCGAGAUUCUGGUGCAGAAGGUGGUGAACACCAUCUUGCAUCACACCGCCAAGAAGAAUCCAGACGAGUACAACCCCGUGUCCAUAGACGGGGCUCACGUGCAGCGCCUGACGGACGCCGCCGACGGCGAUCGGACGCCGGAGGCCCAGCCGCCCACCAAGAUCAUCCUGACGGGCCAGAAAGCAAAGACCAUCCACAAAGAGGAGCUGACGAUGAGCCGAGCCGAGCGCAGCGUCCAGCAGAGCAUCGGCGAGCAGGCGCUCGUCACCCAGAAGCGACGCACGGACAAACUGAAGCAGGAGCAGAAAGGCCCGGCCCGGACCUCCUCCCCCAGCGGGUCCCUGCACACCUCCUCCUCCUCAGCUCCGGCCACGCCCACCAAGGCCUCCUCCCCGUCCUCCAACAGGGACAAGAAGAUCCGUGUGACCACCAGCGACGGCAGGCAGGCCAUGCUGACGCUGCAGCUCCACACCACCUUCUCUGAGCUGCAGACCAGCAUCGGCAGCCAGUUCGGCGUGCCGGCUCCCCAGCAGUGCAUCCGCUACGGCUUCCCGCCCAGGGAGCUGCUCCCUCCCAAGGAUGGCGAGGAGAACGAGCCGGUGGCGCUGCAGCACGGAGACCGCGUGACGGUGGAGAUACUGAGGGGCCCCGAGGACCCCGGCCCCGCCUCCCUCCCCAGAGCCUCCAGCUCCCACUCGGCCCUGCACGCAGCCAAAGACGACCGGAUGAGCAGCCGUGAACUCCAGGACAGCAUCGACCUUGAGAUGUCCUCCCUCUGUCUCCUAGCAACGCUGAUGGGUGAGGACGUGUGGUCGUACGCGAAGAAGCUGCCGCACCUGUUCCAGCAGGGCGGCGUCUUCUACAACAUCGUGAGGAAAGACAUGGGCCUGAUGGACGGGAAACACUGCACGCUGCCCCACCUGACGGGGAAGACGUUCGUGUACAACGCGGCGGAGCAGCGUCUGGAGCUGUGCGUGGACGCUGCCGGUCACUUCCCCGUGGGCCCCGAUGUGGAGGAGCUGGUGAAGGAGGCGCUGGUGCAGCUGCGCUCCGAGGCGGCCGCCCGCGGCAGCAGGGAGGGGAGCCCGUCCCACGGCGUGCUGCGCCUGGGCAGCGGCGGCGUCGUCCGCAAGAAGGAGCCGCUGCAGAGCGUCACCGCCUUCCAGGGGAGGGGCCACUCUCUGGGCAGCGCCGGAGGCUCCUCCCCUCCGGAGCACCGGCCAAUCACGCGCCAGCACAGCAGCGGCGUGGACCUGAGCGCCAGCGUGUCGCGGGGCCCGCCGGACCUGUCGGACAUCCCCGAGGACGCCACCAGGGAGCUGGUCCGCAUGGCGCCGGGCUUCGUCACCACCAAGGACAGCCGCGGCCUGGACCCGAGCCUGAUGGAGCAGCAGAGGAAGAAGCUGCAGGAGAUGGUGUCGUCCAUCCAAGCCUCCAUGGAGCGACACCUGAGGGAGCAGCAGAGCGCGUCCGCGGCCGGAGCGCCCGGCGCCGAGCAGACGCCUGCGGCCGGCGGCGCCGAGGAGAAGGAGGAAGACAUGGAGAGUCAGGACGCCGGGCAGAGCGGUGCCACCGAGCCCAUGGACCACUCCUGAUCGCUCCUCGCCCGCCUGGCGGCGCCGCCGCGGGUCGGAUCCGACGCCUUCAUCCAGUUUCUUUGUCUUUACUGCAUGACCAGAGAGCGCGGGGACCAGUCUGCGAUACAUCAUUGAUACCGAGGUGGCGGCUCGGUUCUGGUUCUGGAGCUGUUAGUUGUUCUUCUCACCUCGAUGAUGUGCCGCUAACGACUGUCCUGCAGUAAAUCGCAGACUCAGCUGUUUCGGGGGCAGGAGUGCGUGUUCUGCUCUUUUCACCUGCACGAAUCAAAACCCAAAGGAAACUAAAGCUCUGAUGUGAAACUUGUAGAUAGAACAAGUCUUAAUCUGCACCAGGAGAAGAGCUGCUGCUCACCUGACGCUCAGCCGCUUCCAUCGCCGUGGAGACGGGGCGCUCACACACCCGACAGUGGCCUCGUAAAUGCAUUGACUCCAGCUUCAGACAGACCUGCACCUGUAGGCUUAAACCUCCCACACGUCCACAGCCAGCGAGCGUUUGGACAAGGGAACGAUGCCUUUAGUUUGUUUUAUUAGCCUGAAGAAGCCUUGAUGCCAAACACAACUGAUCAGUUUAGUUGAAACGAAAUCUCCCUUUGAUGGUGACUUUUAACGUGUUGCAGACUGCAGCUACGGAGCAAAGUGCCUGGAACAUGUUGAGUCACUGAGUUUGUUUUCCAGCCAUGAGCUGUUAGUGUUUAGGUUUAAACAGCCGAUGGUUUUAUCAGCAGACGUUCAGGAUCUCCCCUGUUUUGUGAAGGUCUGAUGUCUGAAGCUGGUGGAGCUGAGGCUUCCGCUGUGUAAAGGUGGUGCAGGUGUGUUGCGCUGGUUGGAUAAUGUAGAAACAGCAAAUCCAUGUCAUGAGGGGUCGAAUUUGAAGAUGUGGAUCAGUCAAAGGUAAAAAUUCAGCCAAAUAUCAAACCAUCAUUUAUCGAUAAGUUGUUUAACCCAAAUAUAAGUUGAUAGAGAAGUUAAAGGAAUGAAACCAAACACUGGGACUUUAGUUUGGUUUGUUAUUUCACAUCACUCAUCUACACUCAGCUCUGAGCUGGGAUGACGUGGACCAGAACUAAUCCAGGUCAGUGCGGCGCUGAUUAAAAACAAAGGUAAAGCAGCAGGUCUCUGUCCCGAUGAGAGGGUUCGGUGUCUGAUGAAGUGAACUCUCAGCGGAUGCUUCUGUUCUAUGCAACAAUAGACAAACCGUGAACUUCCAGCCUGAGUCCUCACCCAUUGUCCAGUUUAGACUGCGCUGCAUCUGGUCCAUCGCGCGUCUGCUUGGAUCCGCUCCUGUAGACGGGUCUGAGGACGGAUCGUUCUGGUUGGGCUCCAGGGUUCACUGGUUCCCAUGGUCAAACGUUUGCAGUCGCUGCUGUUACAUUUUACAUUUAUAAAUUCAUUUAAAACAUCUGAGUGUCAGGAAGGAGCUGCUUUUGUCUCAGUGAAGCAGAUAAACAGACUUUUGUCUUCACCAGUGAACUCCACCAUCUGUCUUUUAUUUUUCACAGCGCUCCACUUUCCCAAACGCUUUGCAUUUAAAGGUUUUAAAAACCUGGAGGCAGAUGGAACAGUCAGACUCUGUUGCACUGGGAUUUUAUUUUUAAAUAAAACAAACUAUUUCUGUGUGAUUUUAUUGAUGCCAAUAUCAAACCCAGAAUCACACAACUGCUGAAGCUUGUGGUUGUUGAUCGCAGACCUCGGCAGGGUCUCUUCCUGGGGUCUCAUUUGUUUCUCAUUUAUUUUAAAGGUCAGGUUGAGACUAAGCUGGCGAACGCUGUGCAGACACGACAGUAGCGUUCACGCCACUAAAGCAAAUAACCGUUUGAGCUAAACAUCUGUUUACACGUUAGCAGCCAACAGAAUGUUUUUUCCUGGUCUCUGCGGUGGUUGGAGGAACUCGCCGUCAUCAGGCCUUAAAACCAGUUCAAAGUCAGUUUGACAUUGAGUGUUUUUGUUUGCUUUUACGUCAGACUCCAUUGUGUGAAGUUCAUCUUCACUUUUGAAAAUCUGAGCAUGUGAAUUGCUGUCGUCGGCUCUGAAGUUACUUUUGACAUUGAAGUGAACAAAUGGAAAACUUGGCACUUUGAGGGAACGUUAGCGUAGCUGAACCGUUGGUCAGAGCCGCUGCAGAAACAGACUUGAAGUUUUUCUUUGUGACUGCUGUACUGAUGACAGGAAAUGUAAUUCAGUUGUAUAAUAGUAUAUACAGUAUUGUAGUAUAUUUGGACCUGUACAUAAACUACACAAACACCGAUUGUUCAGUUCUUCAGCUCUUUUUUGGUUGUUGUUUACUUCUCUGGUUUGCUAAUAAAGUAUCAAUGAUACUGAGCUUUGACAUCACUGUUUGCAUGUGUGAUGAAUUUUCAAACCCAACAAUAAAAUCACUUCCUUCAC